AUGCACCCACGCACCGCAGAAUCACUCCGCCUCCCACUCAUAGACCUCCCCCUACCCCGUACCGUUACUAUGCUCGAUGGGUCAAGCCCCCAGGCUGGUAAAAUCUGGAAGAAGGCUAACCUAACCUUCUCCUUUGAUGGCAAACGUAUGACUGAGACCUUCCUCAUUUGUAACACAGGGUCUCACGCCGCCAUCUUAGGGUUAAAAUGGUUGGAUGCCCACAAUCCGGAAAUUGACUGGAAUUCCCGCACACUGUCAUUCCCUCACACACCACCGGAACGUGUAUCCAUUGCGGAGGAAGAGGAAGCCAAUCAACACCCCCUUGAAGGAGUCCCUCCCAAAUACCAUCAAUACGCCAAGGUAUUUGGAGAGGAGGAGUUCAACAAGCUUCCCCCGCACCGGCAUUAUGACAUUGGGAUUGAGCUAACCAAAGAAGGCCCCUUGAACUCCCCGCUAUAUAGCAUGACUGAUGCCAAAUCUGCCACACUAAAGGAUUGGCUCAGGGACAAACUCAAGGCAGGCAAAAUUUGCCCCAGCAAGUCUUCUAUUAGCUCCCCCGUAAUGUUUGUACCCAAAAAGGAUGGUACCUGCCGCUUGGUAGUUGACUACUGUUGCCUCAAUAACCGGACAAAAAAGAAUGUAUACCCGUUACCCCGUCCAGAUGACCUCAUGGCCCAGCUCCGUGGCGCCAAGGUCUUCACUAAACUAGACCUAAGAUGGGGUUACAACAACGUCCAUGUUAAAGAAGGCAAUGAAUGGAAAACUGCUUUCUGUACCAAGUAUGGCUUGUAUGAGUCCCUAGUGAUGACAUUUGGUCUAACCAACGCUCCCGCCGCCUUCCAACACUUCAUGAACAAACUAUUCAAAGACCUGCUUGAUGUAUGCGUCAUCAUCUAUCUCGAUGACAUCCUGAUCUACUCAAAGAAUGACGCUUCCCACACACAGCAUGUACAUGAAGUUCUACAGCGUCUGAUGGAUAACCAAUUGUUUUGUAAGGCAUCAAAGUGUACCUUCCACGUCACAUCUGUGGAAUACCUAGGGAUUAUUGUGUCAGACAAAGGUUUUAGCCUGGAUAAGCUCAAAAUCCAGGCGGUACAGGAAUGGCCUACGCCCACCAAGGUCAAGGAAGUUCAGUCAUUCUUAGGGUUUGCAAAUUUCCUCUGCUGGUUUGUUGCCAAUUUCAGCCACAUGGCCAGGCCAUUACAUAACCUGGUCAAGAAGGAUAUGCUAUGGAAAUGGGACACAAAGGAACAAGAAGCAUUCCAGGGACUGAAAGACGCCAUCACCAACGCCCCUGUCCUUUGCCACGCAGAUCCCACUAAACCGUACUUCCUUGAGACAGACGCAUCAGGCGCAGCUCUAGGUUCCAUACUCAGCCAACGCCAGAUGGACGGUUGCCUCCACCCACUCGGUUUCCUGUCCGAAUCAUUCAAGGGGGCCAAGCAGAACUACGAUACGCACGACAAGGAGCUCUUAGCAAUCAUCCGCUCCUUUGAGUACUGGCAAAUCUUCUUGGAAGGAACCCUACAUCCCAUCACUGUCUUUACGGACCACCGCAACCUGGAAUAUUGGAAGGAGUCCCGCACCUUCAACCGACGCCAUGCACAAUGGCAUUUACUCCUUGCCGGUUAUAAUUUCCAGAUAGUCUACCACCCAGGGAAACAGUUGGGAAAACUGGAUGCCCUCUCACGCCGCUUGGAUCAUGCCAAUGUCCCUCCUGCUGAUCAAACAAUGCUCCCAGAUCCCGUAUUUGCUAACAUAGCCCAAGUGGUCCCUGAGAAAGAGCUCCAGCAACAGAUUGAGGCUGCCCUGGAUCAAGACGAGUCCCUAGAAGAGAUAUUACAGUUCCUCCAGAACAAAUCCAAGGCACCACCCUCAAUCAAACAAGCUUUUAAGGACUAUGAGAUGGAGGCCGGAUUAUUGUUUUACCAAGGACAAAUUGUGGUACCUGACGUGGGCACCCUGAGGACAGAUUUACUUUGCAUUUUCCACGACAGCCCAUUGGCGGGUCACCCAGGCAGACAACGAACUCUGGAAUUGGUAUCACGUAACUAUUACUGGCCGGGCAUCCGCGCAGAUACAUAUUGGCACGUAGACUCCUGUGAAACCUGCCAAAGGAUCAGAAAGCCCAAGUAUGCCUCCAUUCCCCCGCAACCGCUCAAGCUACCAGCCAGACCCUGGCAACACGUCUCCUAUGACAUGAUUGUGGACCUACCUGUCAUGACCUCCAUUGGCAUGACAUGA
Messenger RNA from Rhizoctonia solani, 2244 nucleotides. RefSeq names its product Retrotransposable element Tf2 protein. The transcript has a single exon. Bases 1 to 2244 code for a protein of 747 amino acids. The record is from RefSeq and is a predicted model, not a curated record. Lineage: Eukaryota; Fungi; Basidiomycota; Agaricomycetes; Cantharellales; Ceratobasidiaceae.